This is a messenger RNA of Scheffersomyces coipomensis, 1386 nucleotides long. RefSeq lists its product as uncharacterized. NCBI's taxonomy places the organism in Eukaryota, Fungi, Ascomycota, Pichiomycetes, Serinales, Debaryomycetaceae. The record is from RefSeq and is a predicted model, not a curated record. Bases 1 to 1386 code for a protein of 461 amino acids. The transcript has a single exon. Gene Ontology annotation, molecular function: protein binding.
AUGAAUGACUGCGAGAAUAAGUUUCUUGCCAAAUACUUUCUAUUAUUGCCAAAUGACAUUAUAAUUCAUAUCCUUCGCUCAUUGCCUCUUCCAUUAAUCAAUGUGCUACUAAAGACAGAGGUGUUUGAACCCCAAAUAUAUUAUGAAUUCUUUAGGCAUAUGGUGAUAUGUAAGCAACAACCAAAUCAAGCUAAUAUGACAAUGGGCUACAUGCUAAAUAAAUCAUUUCAACCGUUUACUCGUAUGAGCCCAGAGCUCACUAUAGAGAAUUGGCCAAAUUCUUUCAUUCCAAAAAGUAUUCAUCUAGAUGGAACUGUUAGAGAGGUAAAGGAAUUUUUAUUUCAAAAACAUAACAGUCUGAUUUUAGCUAAUGAAGUUAGAAUCUCUUUAGUGUUAGAGUUAAAUUCCUCUUUGCAUACUAAAAGUCUUUUAAAGCUAAUUCAAUUCCCAAACUUGUCACUAAUUGAGUUUAAGUUUUGUUUAUUGAAUUCAUAUGUUAGGAUUCCAUUCAGAGUUAAGACGAAGAGUGAUAUAAUAUGUUUAUUGGAAUUUGCAAAGCAUUUAAAUAAUGUUAAAACAUUUGCCAUGCUUAUGGACAUCUUAUCAAGUUCAACUCUUUCAAUAACUAGUAACAGUUUCAAGUUUAGCCAAUAUGAACAUUUACAAAUUUUGAAAUCAUUGUCUUUUCUGGAAGUUAAUAUAAAUACAUUGAAGGGUUUACCUACUACAUUAAAAACUAUAACCUUAAAUGCUUGUGGAUUCUUAAAGUUUGAUGAAGGAGUUUCAUGGCCACCGAAUAUAAAGUCUAUUUGCAUUGAAAAUUGUUCAAUGAAAGAUGACAUUUUAUUUAAAUUAUCUAAGUGGCCUAAAAAUCUCAAGUCAUUAACAUUGAAAAAUAAUGAAUUUGAAAGACUUGGAAGUAUUGGUCGAUUACCUGAGCAUUUAGAAUACUUGGAAAUACGUGACCAUAACAAAAGACUUCGUGGUUGUGGAUUAAUUGAAUUUGACAACCAUUUUUAUUUUCGAGGCUAUUUGUAUUAUACAUUUCCUGAGUCUUUAAUCACCUUAAAAUUAACAGGAAUUAGAUUUCAUGAAAUUCCUGAAUGUGUUAUUAAAUUUCCUAAAAAGUUGAAGACAUUGCUGAUUGCUAGGUGUUUAGGAGAUUUAAGUAGAUGUAUAUUUCCAAAAUCAUUGAUUUGCUUAGAGUUUAGUGAUAACGAGAUAUCAGAUUUAAACACAUAUAAUAAUAAAAUGUUAGAGAAAGACUGGAAAGGAUUAGUUAAUGUUACAAAAUUAAAGAUUAAUCAUGAGUCAUUCCUUCAAAAGGAUUUAGCUAAUUUGUUUUCGCCAAAUGAAAAGAUUACUGACGACUUGUCACAUUCUUAG